AUGAGUGAAUACAGUAGUACUGUAACAACCAAAAAAGCUGAGAAAAAGAAGAAGCAAAAAAGAGUGUUUGUGAGUGUUCAAACACAGACUGACGAUGUUUUUGAAGUUGAAAGGAACGAGAAACAAAAUUCUGAUUUUAAAGGGAAUGAAGAGGAAGUGAAUGGAGGGAGUAAGGAAUAAAUAAGGGAGG
Molecule: messenger RNA, 190 nt
Organism: Meloidogyne enterolobii
Lineage: Eukaryota; Metazoa; Nematoda; Chromadorea; Rhabditida; Meloidogynidae
Source: the annotation of a GenBank genome assembly